Molecule: messenger RNA, 719 nt
Organism: Scheffersomyces coipomensis
Lineage: Eukaryota; Fungi; Ascomycota; Pichiomycetes; Serinales; Debaryomycetaceae
Gene: ANB1
Product: translation elongation factor eIF-5A
Exons: 2
Coding region: 42-515 (157 amino acids)
Biological process (GO): positive regulation of translational elongation; positive regulation of translational termination; translational elongation
Molecular function (GO): RNA binding; ribosome binding; translation elongation factor activity
Source: RefSeq, a predicted model, not a curated record
UUACUUUCUUUCAAUAUAACCACAUAAAUUAGAUAUCAAAAAUGGCUGACGAAGAUCAUACUUUUGAAACCGCUGAUGCCGGUGCUGCUUUAACUUUCCCAAUGCAAUGUUCUGCUUUAAGAAAGAACGGUCACGUUGUCAUUAAAAGUAGACCAUGUAAAAUUGUUGAUAUGUCUACUUCUAAAACCGGUAAGCAUGGUCACGCUAAAGUCCAUUUAGUUGCCAUUGAUAUCUUCACUGGUAAGAAAUUAGAAGAUUUAUCUCCAUCCACCCAUAAUAUGGAAGUUCCAAACGUUAGAAGAACCGAAUUUCAAUUAUUAGAUAUUGAUGAUGGUUUCUUAUCUUUAAUGACCCAAGAAGGUGAUACUAAAGAUGAUGUUAAAGUUCCAGAAGGUGAAUUAGGUGAAAAAAUCCAAUCUGAAUUCGAUGAAGGUAAAGAUUUAUUAGUUACUAUCAUUUCUGCUAUGGGUGAAGAAGCUGCUAUUUCCUUCAAAGAAGCUCCAAAAUCAGGUUAAAUUUAAUUAAUUUAAUGUAAAUUAUUAAUUUUUACAAUAAUUGUUUUAGAUUUUAUUAAAAAGAAAUGAAAAAAAUAUAAAUUUUAACUUAUAAUCAUAAUCAUAAUCCUGAUGAAAAGAAGAAGAAGAAGAAGAAGAAGAGAAAAAAAAAUAAUGAUAAUAUGAACGAUAUAUUUUUUUUUAUUUAUUCAUACAUAAACUGAC